CCGUGGGGUUUGACAGCCAAGUGUGACGUCAGGCCGAUCCAAUAGGAAUGAUGAUGUGUCAGUGAAAAAUCAUCUUGUGUUAUGAAAUGAUUUUUCUGGGAAAAUGUUCAGAAAUAGUGAACUCUUCACCCUACCAGCUGGUCCAGCGGAGCUCUGCUUCGACAAGAAUGAAUUCACAAAGAAAUCCUUCUCCGUGGAUGACUUCCUGCAUGAGCACCGCAAUGCCGGAAGCUUGGAGGAGAUCCGCGAUGAUUUGGGGAUUUACCUGAAAGUUCUGCGGUCUGCUAUGAUUGAGCUGAUUAAUGAGGAUUAUGCGGAUUUCGUUAAUUUGUCAGCUAAUUUGAUUGGUUUGGAUAAAUCCAUUGAGGCCAUCCAGGUACCCCUGCGACAUCUUCGGCAGGAAAUUGAGGGUGUUCGGACACUUCUGGGGAACAAUAUGAACGAAUUGGAGGAGUGUCUGAAGCAUAAACAGCAAUUGCGGAGCAUGAAGAAGAGUCUCAAGAGUCUUGGAAGAGUCAAUGAAUCCCUGGAGAAAUUAACCGAGAUGCUGGAAGUCAAGGAAGGGCAAGCCAUUCAACCGGCUGUCCUCGAACGAGCAGCCCAGGAAUUUGUUCAAAUGCAAUUCAAUAUAAAUUGCUGUGAAAAAUACCUCAAGCAGGAAGUUAGGGAGCGAAUAGCACAGCUGAAGGAGAAAAUAUUUGCCAAAUCGCGGGAAUUUUUCCUAUCAGCUCUUCGGGGUAAUAAUUGUCCUGCACUGGAACAGAGUCUGAGAAUCUACUACACACUGGAAGGUUGUUCCGUAGCUGAAGAUAUCUUCCGGAGGGAAUUUGUGGCAAAUGCCAUGGAUAAAGUAAUUUCGGAAUCAGCUUUGCAGAACUCUGUGCAAGGACUGACGGGGAUUUACAAUAAGAUCUAUGAAUUCUUGACAGUUCAAAUGAAGGACCUGCUGAAGCUGACACAGGGAAGGGAUGCUGCCCAAAUAAAGGGAUACGAUUUCUUCUUAAAUAGCUUCUGGGUGGAAGUUGAGAAGCGCCUGGAGUCCCAUAUGGCAUCAAUCUUUGCUCCCGGAAAUCCAGAUGCCUUCUAUGCAAAGUACCGAUCAACGGUGCAAUUCCUGGAUCAGCUAGAGCGUGUUCUUUCAUCUCCGGAAGCAAUUGAGAAAUUUCGCGGGCAUCCACAGUACAAGUGUUUCCAGACACGAUGGAACUUACCCGUAUACUUCCAGAUACGCUUCCAGGAGAUUGCAGGAGCCGUUGAGGGAGCGUGUAGCCGGCAAAUCUCCAGUGGUUUGCUGAGUAAAUCCGGUGACAUACAGCUGGUGCCUUUCAUAACAGCCCUCUCCAGUAUUUCACAGUGCUGGUCAGACGCAGUAUUUCUCCCGCAGCUCUUCCAUCGCUUCUGGAAGCUUUCGCUGCAGAUUGUUGCGCGACUCUUUACGUGGAUGGAAGAGGUAUUGGCUGUAAAGAAAUGGAAUACAGCUGAAACGAGUAUCCGGAGGAUUGACUUCCUCAUGAUCCUCCUGACGGAUAGUCUCAAGUUUAUGGGGAAAUUGCCGGGACUCUUGCAAAUGGCCGCAGGGAAGCUACCACCGGAAUUCAAUGAUCACGCGGGAGAUCUCAAAAAGUGCCUGGAAGACACCAAAGAAGCCCUCAAGUGUCGAAUAGAGAGCGUCGAGAGGGCCGUUCUGGCGGAACUUAUUGCCGAGAGUGAACAAAAUAUUCGUCAAAUCACAGACAUUCCGCGUCUGUACAGGAAAACCAAUCGGGACGUCCCGUCGAAACCCUGCUCCUAUGUGGCUCAACUUUUAGCUCCCUCCAUGGCAUUCCGGAAGCGUUACCUUCAGGAAGUCAAUCAAGAUCGCAUGAAUUUCUACCUGGAACGUCUCUAUUCCGGUCUGACUGAACAAUUCUAUUCCCAAGUCAAUGAAGUCCUAACAUCCGUGCAGAAGACCGAAGAAUCCCUGAGACGGCUGAAAAAUCUCCGUGAAAAGUCAUCAAAUGCAAAUGUUUCUUCAACAGAGCGCUCUGGGAUGACGGAUGAUGAUAAAAUUCGUCUUCAGCUGCAGGUGGACGUCAUUUUCUGGGUGUCAGAGAUAGAGAAGCUCGGCCUCAAGAGGAGUCAAAUUGAUCGACUUCCGGAGCUAAUACGCCUCGUGGAGGAUUCAACGAAAAUCCGAACGGAAGAGUGAUAGAGCACAGCAUUACGUCGCGCAAUACCAUUAGAUUUGUUCUCUCAAAUUUAUGCCGAUAUAUAGAUAGUUUUUUAAAUGAAUAAAAUAAUCCCAUUAAUUGAUUCAAA
Molecule: messenger RNA, 2298 nt
Organism: Lutzomyia longipalpis
Lineage: Eukaryota; Metazoa; Arthropoda; Insecta; Diptera; Psychodidae
Gene: Cog2
Product: conserved oligomeric Golgi complex subunit 2
Exons: 3
Coding region: 104-2188 (694 amino acids)
Biological process (GO): Golgi organization; intra-Golgi vesicle-mediated transport; protein transport
Cellular component (GO): membrane; COG complex
Source: RefSeq, a predicted model, not a curated record